Alternaria atra is the source of this 954-nucleotide messenger RNA. RefSeq lists its product as uncharacterized. Bases 1 to 954 code for a protein of 317 amino acids. The transcript has 2 exons. Lineage: Eukaryota; Fungi; Ascomycota; Dothideomycetes; Pleosporales; Pleosporaceae. Gene Ontology annotation, biological process: ubiquinone biosynthetic process. The record is from RefSeq and is a predicted model, not a curated record. Gene Ontology annotation, molecular function: methyltransferase activity.
AUGCAGGCUUCACGACAGAGAAUAGGGCGUCAAUUGCUCGAUGCGAGUAAGAGGAGGGUAGCGAGAGAGCCGUACAAGUGUUUCUCUUGCUCGGCCAGACAGGCGCAGCAGCAGACGCCACCCCCGAAGUCUCCGCAGAAUGGCUCGCAAACGACGCAUUUUGGCUUUGAGACGAUAUCCGAGGCCUUGAAGGAGCAGCGAGUCGGCGCAGUCUUCUCCUCCGUCGCCUCAUCCUACGACUCCAUGAAUGACUUCAUGUCCCUUGGAAUCCACCGCCUCUGGAAAGACCACUUCGUCCGCAACCUGAACCCUGGUCGUAACCCCCUCACCGCGUCUCCUGGCGAACAACAAGGCAUGAACAUCCUCGACAUAGCCGGCGGCACCGGCGACAUCGCCUUCCGCAUGCUCGACCACGCCUCGACCAUCAACCACGACGCCCACACCAAAGUCACCGUCGCAGACAUCAACCCGGACAUGCUCGCCGAAGGCCGCAAGCGCUCUUUGCAAACCCCUUACGCCCGCUCCCCGCGCCUCGACUUCAUAGAAGCGAAUGCCGAGAAACUCGAUAUGAUUCCCUCGUCCAGCAUCGAUCUCUACACCGUGGCGUUUGGAAUCCGAAACUUCACACACAAGGAGAUUGCGCUGAAGGAAGCGUUCCGUGUCUUGAAGCCUGGUGGUGUAUUCGCUUGUCUCGAGUUUAGUAAGGUGAAUAACCCGCUUUUCGAUGCCGUGUACCAGCGGUGGAGUUUCGGUGCUAUUCCCUUGAUCGGACAACUUGUUGCGGGGGAUAGGGAUAGCUAUCAGUAUCUUGUGGAGAGUAUUGCGCGGUUCCCUAGUCAGACGGAGUUUAGCAAUAUGAUCAGGGAUGCUGGAUUUUUGGUGCCAGGCAAGGGGUACGAGGAUUUGACGAAUGGCAUUGCGGCGAUCCACAAGGGUGUUAAGCCAAAGGCGUAG